Capsaspora owczarzaki ATCC 30864 is the source of this 1515-nucleotide messenger RNA. RefSeq lists its product as hypothetical. The coding region runs from base 413 to 1417 and encodes 334 amino acids. The transcript is spliced from 7 exons. Lineage: Eukaryota; Filasterea; Ministeriida; Capsasporidae. Gene Ontology annotation, cellular component: membrane. Gene Ontology annotation, biological process: regulation of peptide transport. The record is from RefSeq and is a predicted model, not a curated record.
CAAUUUCACAUCAUCAUUACUGCUUCUCAGUCCCGGUUCUUUCUUGGUGUUCGAGUGCAUGGAUGCGAAUCGCUCCAUCCAAGCGUCGCAGCGCCUUUCUGCCGACUUGACCGCCGACGCGCCUGAGACAGACCCUCCCAUCGACUUGUCCGACCAGCACGAUGCUUCAACCGCAGUCAUUGGACAACAAGCAUCGACAGCAGCAGCACCAAGCGUCAAGCAGCAGACGCCUCGCGAGCGGAGGCGGUUUGCGUUCGGACUCUUCCUUCUGCUGCUCGUCGUCAUCAUCUGGGUUGGCUCGGCCGAACUUCAGCAGCCGCAUUGAACGCGACACAGAACACUCACGUUUGAAUGAUAAUGUUGGAAACGGUGUUCACAGUACAUCUUUGAUGAUAACGAUUUCAACCACCCAAUGUUCCUGACAUACACGAACAAUGCAAUGUUCAGCGUGUACCUGCUCGGAUUUCUAUUCGUACCUGCAUGGCGGCAGCGGCCAUUCGGGUUUGGUGGACGACCUCGUUGGAUGCUGCACAGAAUCAAGCGAUUCUUGCGAAUGCGAGCUUCCAACGAUCAGCCCUACGAGCAACUUGUCAACAACCCGAACGAAGAGGCAAAUAUCGCACAUGACCAGGGCGCCACCACUGAGACGGCGGCUGUUAUUCCAUUCACCAUUCGCGAGACCAUGAAUGUCUCCCUCACCUUUAGCAUCCUGUGGUUUAUCGCCAAUUAUCUAUACAAUGUUGCGUUGACACGCACGUCGGUUGCUUCGGCCACCAUUUUGAGUUCCACCUCUGGUCUCUGGACCCUGCUAAUGGGAGCUCUCUUCCUUCCCACCUCCGCAGACAAGUUCACCUGGAACAAGCUGUUGGCCGUCGCGCUGAGCAUUGGCGGUGUCGUCUUGGUGAACGCGGGCGAGGUUGGGUUUUCAUCCGGCGAUAUCUUUGCCCUGUUCUCGGCCGUGUUCUACGCCUGCUAUCUCGUUUUCUUCAAGAGGUUUGGCGACGAAGACCGCAUGAUCAUGGCCAUGUUUUUCGGAUUCGUCGGACUCUUCAACGUCGUCUUGACGCUUCCACUGUUUUUCAUUUUUGACGCGACGGGCUGGGAAAAGUUUGGCUGGCCACCCAGCAGGAUGACCUGGCUCUACUUGAUUGUCAAUGCCGUGAUUGGCACGGUUGUGUCUGACUAUGUCUGGCUCUGGGCGACAAUGUUGACCUCGCCAGCAAUUACGACGUUGGGAUUGAGUCUCACCAUCCCCCUCGCCAUCGUCGUCGACGUCCUGUUCAAGGGCAUCACAGUCGGCGCCAUGUUUGCCUGCGGUACAGUCUUGGUCUUUGGAGGUUUUGUGCUCCUCAACUGCGAGAUUUACUACGGCGUUUCCGUUGUCGAUGCUGUUCGACGGCGGCUGCGCCGAUGUUGACUUUUUUUUUUUGUUCUGCCUGUUGUUAUCAUGUGUCGUCUCUAUCUAUUAUUUACGAUUAUUCAGCCUUCACUUGUCAUCAUCUCAUCAAUCUUUGU